Molecule: messenger RNA, 3944 nt
Organism: Brassica napus (rape)
Lineage: Eukaryota; Viridiplantae; Streptophyta; Magnoliopsida; Brassicales; Brassicaceae
Product: cycloeucalenol cycloisomerase-like
Exons: 8
Coding region: 2830-3678 (282 amino acids)
Molecular function (GO): cycloeucalenol cycloisomerase activity
Source: RefSeq, a predicted model, not a curated record
UAAAUAGUUGAGCCCGGUUUGGUCCGGUAAUAUUUUGGGCCUAUAAUUCAAAAGCCUGGUCCGGUCCUUAUAUGGCUAUAGAGUUUUUCGGGCUUUUCGAAAAAUAAUUUGUCAUUGUCACUUUCAUCGUUGUAAUACAUGUGAAUUUCAUUAAAAAAAAUAGUUUCAUUUUUUGUUUUAAAAUAUAAAAUGAAUUUAAACCCUUUUUUUAUCAAAAAUAUUCGUAUGCUUUAAAAACAUAUUAUAAACAAAUAAAAAUUAAUUUGAUUUAAAUAAUCAAAUAUAAAUUAAAACUAAACAUAUAAGAAAACAAAAUUUAUGAUGAACAUAGUCAAAUGUUUCAUAUUUUGUAUAUUAAAAAAAAAAUAUUGUACAUGAAAGAAAUUGUACAUGUACAAAAUUUAAAAUGUGAUACUUAUAAUGAUCAAACAAUAAAAUCAUUAACAACUUUUAUAUUUGUUUUAUUAGAGUUUGGAUAAAAAUAUCAAAAUAAUAUGGCAAUACUAAUAAUCGUUUGGAUUGCAAUAACGAUAAUAUUUAGCUAAAGUAUAAAAUUUUGGGUUUUCGGACUAGUUUUAACCCAAACUAGCUUAGGCCCAAAAUAUCCAAAAUCCAAAUGGGCUUAGUCCGAAAGACCUAAUUUUUGGAAUUUAUAAAACUAAGUCCAAACCAGAUAAUUUUAGGAGUGAGGCUGCGGGUAUCGGUCUAAUUGACAUGUAUAACUAUAUAUAAGACAUGUUAAGUUACUAUGGAUUGGUCUAAUCAAAAUAGAAUAGAUUAGAAAUAAUCAAAUAAAAAAUAUUAAUAUUUUGAUAUUCUUGAGUAUAUUCCUACUAGUAAGGAUGUUCUCAUACUCUUCAAAUCAUCAUAAAUGAUGGCCGAUCAUAGACAACUCAACAUUUUGUGUUCUAAAGAGCGAAUACAUCAAUAAAUAAAUAAAUAAACUAAACUCAACCAAAAAAAAACAAAACUAACAUAAAUACAAAUUAGAUUGAUUCCAUCAUUCAAAACAUUUGAUUCGAUCAUUCGAAACAUCCAAAUAGUCGUCAGCUAACGCAAAUAAACCAAACCAAGUACUGUAAUAUAUAUAUUUAUAACAUUUAAAAUUAAACCAAACCAAGUACUGUAAUAUAUUUAUGAAAGAGACAAUUAAAAGUGAUUGAAGAAAUGUUUUAAGUGGCAGCUUAUGUAGCGCCUAGAAGUACACAUUUAAAAUUAUGGUAAUUAUUUUUGAAUCGCUUAAAAGUUAUAAUAUAAUAGUAAUAAGAUAAUAUAAAUACUAGGAAUUAUAAUAAUUAAUAAAUUAUAUAUAAAUAUUAGAUACAAUAAUUUAUAUUUAGUUUAAUUCAUAAUUUUGUAUAUACCAAAUUAUAUACUUAGUAAAAUUAUUUAGAAUUCAAUGAUAUACAUUUAGUUUAAUUCAUAAUAUUGUAUAUACCAAAUUAUAUACUUAGUAUAAUGUUUUAUUUUAUAAAACACUUAAAUCACUUGAAUAAUAAUUUGGAUUUUGAUCAAAUAUUUUAAGUAUUAGACAUUGAGUCACACCAUCUAGUAAGCAUCUAACUAUUUUUUUACACUACCAAAAGUUAAAAAUACUUACAAAUUAACACUCCAAAUUAUAAAAUUUCAUGUUGGGUCGGUUCAAAUUAACUAUCAAGGACAUAUACAUAUUAGAUCUUUAGUUUUCUAUAAAUUAAUAUUCAAUAAAUUAAUAAAUACGAUAAAUUAAUAAAAAAAUUGGUCUUAAGUUGUGUCAAUUCAAAAUAUAACAGAAAUCAAUAAUAUAAUAGGAUAAUAAUAAUUUAGAAAAUAUCAUAUAAAUAUAAUAAAUAAUGAAAAAAUUGGAUAAAUACCUUAACUUAUAUUGUUUAUUAUCCUAGUUAUUACCUUAGACAUUGAGUCAUACCAUCUAGUAAGUAUCUAACUAUUUUUUGCAAAAGAAACCGCUAGGCGCUAAGCGGGUGAUGACCCAACACCCGGUGAUUAAAACGAUUAAGAGAAUGUCUAAAUUAUUAAUUAGUUGGUUUAGGCGUUUAUAUAUACAAUAAUAAUAUGUUAAAUUUACCUAAUAUUUUUUAUUAAAUAUUAAUAUUUAUUAAUGAUAAAAUUCAGAUUAUUUUUUUCAUAAGAAUCUUUCUUAAUUAUUAUAAUUAUGAAUAAUAAAUUAUAUAUUAUUUAUAUUGUAAUUGUCUAGGCGGUUUAUAAGGUAAUUGUCACAGCCUUAUAAGCUUAAUCCCUAAGAGCCGCAUAGACCACUUUUUAGAACACUGAUUUUUUCCACUGUCCAAAAAAAAAUAUUUACAAAUUAAUACUCCGAAUUAUAAGAAACUAAAGCUGUAAAAGAAUGAAAAAAAAGGGGAUAGUUUUGCCUUCAACACCUCUUGGGUGACGUGAUGGAUUACACCAACUUUUAGCGUAAGAAACCGACUUGAGUGUAUUCAUCCAAAACUAUAUUUUUUUAAUGAUCACAUUGUUGUUGAUUAAGUUUAAUAUUGUGACAUUGAGCUGGUAGCUCAAAUCUUGUGCUGGCCCAUUGACUUUCUCUAAGUCCUCCAGUUCAUACUUUUUCUUCAGCCCUUCUGUUGAUUAAUGCUUGUUUUGAAAGUACACCCUCUGCAGCUUAUUAGAAUGGUCCAUGGAGUAACGUCACAUGUGAUUAAAUCUUAACUGCGGCCAUAAUUCCCGUCAUAAUCACGAUAGUAGAGCUGUCACGUUCACCUUGUUGUGAUUAUUUAUAUGGUCGAUCGUACAAAGUAAUCCCUUUCAAGUAACCCAUCGAAACGUUUCUCUUCCCAAAGCCAAACUCCAGAUUUUCCGGUCACAAGGAAGAUGUCAGGAUCAAGUGAUGUUUCUCGGAGCUUGUGGCUGGCACAAAAUCCGAGCAAGAGAUGGGGAGAGCUCUUCUUCCUGUUCUACACUCCUUUCUGGCUCACUCUCUCCUUGGGAAUCAUUGUUCCUUACAAGCUUUACGAGACAUUCACGGAGUUGGAGUAUCUGCUUGCGGCCUUGGUUUCAGCUGUUCCUGCUUUCUUGAUACCAAUGUUAGUUAUUGGAAAGGCCGACAGAGACUUAUGCUGGAAGGACCGUUAUUGGGUUAAGGCAAAUCUCUGGAUAAUUAUUUUCAGCUAUGUGGGAAACUACUUUUUGACUCACUAUUUCUUCCAAGUUCUUGGAGCGUCAUAUACUUUUCCGGCGUGGAAAAUGAAUAAUGUGCCUCACAGCACAUUCUUCAUGGCACAUGUUUGUUUCCUCUUUUACCACGUUGCAUCCAACAUUACUCUUCGAAGGCUACGACAUUCCAUAUCUGAUUUACCAGAUUCUCUGAGAUGGUGUUUUGAGGCUGCAUGGAUACUGGCCUUUUCUUAUUUCAUUGCAUACCUGGAGACUGUUUCUAUUGUAAAUUUUCCUUACUACGAGUUUGUGGACCGAAAUGCCAUGUACAGAGUUGGAUGUUUGUUCUAUGCCUUAUACUUCAUUGUGAGCUUUCCAAUGUUCUUCAGGAUGGAUGAGAAAUCAAGUGAUAAAUGGGAUUUGUCACGUGUGGCUGUUGAUGCUUUAGGUGCUUCUAUGUUGGUAACGAUCAUUCUUGAUCUAUGGCGUCUAUUCUUGGGACCUAUAGUUCCCCUACCGGAGGGAAAAAGUUGCCUUCAGUCUGGAUUAGUAUGGUUUUCCCAUUGAAGGUUGAAAGAUGGCUGUUUCGACCAAUUUGGGGAGUGAAAGAUAAGCCUGCACGAGAGAUUCCAUUUGCACUUUACGGAAUUGGGAAGUAGAUGAUAAUAUUAUGGGCAUGUUUAUAAUGUUUUUCUUCUUCCAGAUGACGCCUGCUUUGAUACAUUUCUUCUGUUUCUCUCAUAUGGUUUACUUUGUAAGAAUAUUUUUAUGAACCCUAAGAUCUCUAAACAUCUAGAUUAAUUACAUAAUGGAAUUAUAUGAAACUUCAUAAA